Molecule: messenger RNA, 2463 nt
Organism: Anoplopoma fimbria (sablefish)
Lineage: Eukaryota; Metazoa; Chordata; Actinopteri; Perciformes; Anoplopomatidae
Gene: slc35c1
Product: solute carrier family 35 member C1
Exons: 2
Coding region: 80-1174 (364 amino acids)
Biological process (GO): GDP-fucose import into Golgi lumen; protein O-linked glycosylation via fucose
Cellular component (GO): Golgi apparatus
Molecular function (GO): antiporter activity
Source: RefSeq, a predicted model, not a curated record
GGAAGAGGGUCGUCAUGUUUUGCAUCGUUUAGCUACAUUGUAGCGCAUCAUCAAUGCUGCAGCUCUGCUCUCUGUCACCAUGAACAGGACGCAGCCGAAGCGCUCCAGCAUCCUCAGAAUGGCCUUAUCCGGCUCAGAGACCACUGGAAACAACGCAGAGACCUUCCUAUACCGGGCUGUGAAGAUAGGAGCUGUGGUUGCACUCUACUGGUUCAUCUCCAUAACCAUGGUGUUCCUCAAUAACUACCUUCUGGACAACAGGGACCUGAACGCACCUCUGUUUGUCACCUUCUACCAGUGUGUGGUGACAGUGGUGCUCUGCUGGCUCAUGCAGAUGUUGUCCAGAUGUUGUCCUGGACUCAUUGACUUCCCUUUGGUGAAGUUCGACCUGAAGACGUCCAGGGAGGUGCUGCCUCUCUCCGUGGUGUUCAUCAGCAUGAUCACCUUCAAUAACCUGUGUCUGAAGUACGUCGGGGUGGCUUUCUACACCGUCGGCCGCUCGCUGAGCACCGUGUUCAACGUGAUGCUGUCCUACGUCAUCCUGAAGCAGACCACGUCACUGAGAGCCGUGCUGUGCUGUGGCAUCAUCCUAGGCGGAUUCUGGCUCGGUGUGGACCAGGAAGGCUUGGCAGGGUCCCUCUCCUGGACGGGGGUCUUUUUCGGCGUGGUGGCCAGCGCUUGUGUCUCUCUGAACGCCAUCUACACCAAGAAGGUGAUGCCAGCAGUGGACGGAAACAUCUGGAAACUGUCCUAUUACAACAACGUCAACGCCUGCGUCCUCUUCCUGCCGCUACUCCUGGUGUCCGGAGAGCUGAGCCACAUCGCCAGCAUCACCCGCCUCAGCGAUCUCGGGUUCUGGGGCAUGAUGACGCUCGGAGGGGUGUUCGGUUUCGCCAUCGGCUACGUCACGGGCCUGCAGAUCAAGUUUACCAGUCCGCUCACGCACAACGUGUCGGGGACAGCGAAGGCCUGCGUGCAGACCGUCAUCGCGGUGGUGUACAACUCCUCCAGUAAGAGCCUGCUGUGGUGGACCAGUAACAUGAUGGUCCUCUGCGGCUCGUCGGCCUACACCUGGGUCAAAAGUCGAGAAAUGAAGAAGGCUCCACACAGAGACAUUCAGGACUCCGCCAAGGAGAAACUGCUGCCGGGGGAGAAAGGCGACAGUGGAGUGUAACUAAAAACAACUUUUAUCAACGUGGUGUGAGAACUGCUGAUAAGCAAUUGAAGUGUUGGACACAUGGAAUUUAAUGAUUUUUUUGGGGUUUUAAUAGUCGUGUAGUUUUAUACAGCUUGACGUGAGGCGUGAAGGAUUUUGUAUAUAUAUUUUAUCCAAAGCUAGUCACAUGCAUUUGGGGCAUUUUUACAAUUGUUUCAUUUUGACUGAGAAAAUGAUAUAAUGUGACUGAUAUAGUCCAAAGUGUAGAAAAAGAAAAAUCAUGUUUUUAUCAUGUAUAUUUACUCAUAUUGGGGUAAAUGGAAUUGUCGCAAAAAUGCAUUUUUUUUGUUUUUUUACACCUGUUUUGAUUAUGAUUCUUAAAAUUGAAAUAGCAGUUUUUGUGAAACAUACAAGUGUAUGUGAAUAUCAUGUGAGAUGUUAUGGUAGCCUCUGGUUCCGACUGCUUUUUCGACUGUGAAAAGAGCCAGGACUAAAGGAUCUGUAAUAUCCUGCAGUACAGUAACCUAGGUAACCUAAUCUAGGUAAUUAAAACCUGACAUACGAUAGGUAUUUUUUCUCCAAAGAAAAAACUCCUCCUGCAUUAUCAACUGUGGCAGUUGGACACUUGUUCAUUAUUUUUCUACAGCACAUCAUGGUGUUUCUGAGCUGGUGUCAUUUUAAAUUGUAAACCCAGACCGUGGCAUCGGGUGUAUGAAAAUAUAUUUGCAUAUCUUUCCGUUGGUCACUGCACCAAAACUGAGACGUCUUUGUUUGCACGUCAUUCAACUUGUGGUGUUGCAUUCCAGGAACCUCCCUACGAGCCUGAAAAGAUGCCAUUGUCUGUCUGCAAAAGCAGCUUUUGAAAAUGUCUUUUAAACAAAGGAACUCCCUUAAAGGAAAACAUUAAAGGUGGUUUACAAUUCAACUGUUUCAAGUUUUCUUAUUCAUAAGGAAUCAUUGUGGAUUCAGGGUUAAACAAUUCAAUUAUUAUUAUUAUAUUUAAAGAUACAUUUAAAAGUUUUUUUUGGCAUUCUUGUCUAAUAAAAUAUGAAUACUUUACAUACAUAUUUUGGUAUGUAAUGCAUAUUUUUGUAUUGCAAUCCAAAGAGGAGUGUUACUAGUUUGAUAUUGAAAUGUGUUCAAUUAAAUGAUAAAUAAAAGUAUCAAAGCAAUAUGAAUAUUUAUAUUUAAAGACACAUUUAAAAGGGAUAUUUUGGCAUUCUCGUCUAAUAGAAUAUGAAUACUUUACAUACAUAUUUUGGUAUGUAAUGCAUAUUUUUGUAUUGCAAUCCAAAGAGGAGUUUUGC